This is a messenger RNA of Lytechinus variegatus (green sea urchin), 6144 nucleotides long. RefSeq names its product prokineticin receptor 2-like. Gene Ontology annotation, cellular component: plasma membrane; neuron projection. Gene Ontology annotation, molecular function: neuropeptide binding; neuropeptide Y receptor activity. Lineage: Eukaryota; Metazoa; Echinodermata; Echinoidea; Temnopleuroida; Toxopneustidae. Gene Ontology annotation, biological process: G protein-coupled receptor signaling pathway. The transcript is spliced from 3 exons. The record is from RefSeq and is a predicted model, not a curated record. The coding region runs from base 649 to 1917 and encodes 422 amino acids.
CACAAGAGAGUCACUGACCCAUCACUGUCUGAUGGCGUACCGCUAGAGUAUAAGAACCCUCCCCCAAUGAGCGCAUCUUCCAUAAUUGGCGUCCGACAAGCGAGUCACACGAAGCGCGGGAAGAUAACUCCUACAAGUUGUCCGCAUCACGGCACCAACAAUCAAGCAAAAAAGUUCACCUGACUCUCGGGACGGUCAUCUCCGUGGAUUGGUCGAGGUAUGAUAUUUCCCCAAUUACAUUUCUCCAACCAACACCACUCUUUGUUUGGAGAGAGAGAGAGGAGAGAGACAGAGGAGAGGGAUUUUCUUUUCGCGGGUAAGCUUAUAGUGAAAUAUUAUGUGGAGUUGAGCCACUGCUAAGAUUUUCGAUUUGCUUGGGCGGCACACUUGAAUAGCUGAAGGGUAAUCCUCUGAAUGUUGUGCACACGUCUUGGGAACCAGCUUCAGAUCUUCAAUAAACUGACCAUCGUCUGAUCACAUGUGUGGCACAAGGAAUAAGUGAGUAAAUUGCAAAAGUCGGAGCGUUCGUCUUCUUACCGAAUCCUGGGAGUAUUUUGUCGUUAACGGGAAAAGAUAAUCGUCAACAGCCAAAGGUGUGAACCAAAGCGAGAAGAACAUCGGUCGCGAUCAAAGCAAACUGUCAUCACGAUGUAUGACCCUGUCGUCGACAAAACAACGAAUAUGACCCAUAUCUACAGCGACUUCAGUAACCCAAGCACGCACGUUCAGGAUCACUAUGACUAUUCGGACGAUUCAGCAUCUAGCGAUGACAGCGAGCUCUUCCCAAGGGUCCACACCGCGGCCAAAGCAGCACUGGGUUUGAGCUACACACUCAUGAUACCCGUUUGCGGGAUCGGGAAUUUGCUCCUUUGUUGCGUCAUCUACCGCUUCCGACGCAUGCGCACGACGACCAACCUCCUCAUCGGGAAUCUCGCGUUGUCGGAUUUCAUAGUGGCGGCGGUCGUGGCACCCUUUAACUUCUUCUACUACCUACACCAGACGUGGCCAUUCGGCGAGGCAAUGUGCGUGACAGUCGGCUACUUGAAAGCUACAUCGUUCUAUGUAUCGAUCAAUUCACUACUGGCUAUCGCUAUCGACAGAUAUAUCAUCAUAAUGCAUCCUCUAAAGCCGAGAAUGACGACCUACACGGCAUGUUUUGUCCUUUGUUUUAUCUGGAUCCUGUCUCUUACAAUCGUCAUUCCCACAGCCCUUUAUUCUGGAACCCACAAUUACUAUUUCAACAUCGGCGGCGACAACAUCCACAUCACGCAGUGCAGCGAGCGCUGGCCAAACAGCAAGGCGAUGAAAGCCUACACCCUUGUCCUAGUCUUUGGUGAGUUCCUUCUGCCGCUUACAAUCAUGUCGGUAUCGUACUUCCUGAUCGCUCGGAAGCUCUGGUUCCGUCACGUUCCCGGUGGGCAUGCCACUGAGCAACAAGAAAUGGCUGCUGAAUCAUCCAAACGGCGUACCAUCCGCCUUCUGAUCAUCGUUGUGGCGCUUUUCGCGUUUUGCUGGGCACCUUAUCACAUGUUCGCCAUCUUGCGUGAUAUCGUCUUCCCCAGCUACCAGGAUUCACACAUGAGCCUGUUCCUCACCGUCUUUUACUUGGUAGAGGCCUUGGCCAUGAGUAACAGUAUGUUCAACACCCUUAUCUAUGUGGUAUUCAACGCUAACGUCCGCAAGUACGUCCUGCAGAUCCCCGAUUCGUGUCGACGCCUCAAACCAAGCGACAAAGCGACGGUACGUUAUUGGCAUCCGCUGGCGACACGUACAAGUUCCCACUGCAUGCGAAGUUCGGUGAGGUCGAGUCAACUCCGCACCAACACUACUACUAUUUCCACUCGGCUCACCAUUAACCUGAACCGACCUUGUUCAUCAGGUCCUCAGAGUGCUGCAGUGCAUGAUCUUAAAUGCUGAUGGUGUUCCGACCGACGUCAGCAUGUUCGUCAGGUCAUCAGAGUGAUACUGUCGAAUGUUGAUAGAUUUAAGUCUGGUCAGCAUUGGCUAAAAGAAUUGCUCCAGAGGAAUGGGUGAAUUUGAUGUCAAGUCUCACUCUCUGCCAGUCAUCCGUGACUCACCCACACUUUCACAUCGGCGAUAAAGAGUAGCACAUGUUAAGAAUCACAUGUAGGAGAUCGAGAAUAUAUCUGACACCAAACACUGAUACCUGAUACCGCGUCGUUUACCAGCGAAAAUCGGAAAAAUACCACGUUGCAAGUUCAGGAAAUUACAAAAAAAUUAAUCAGUACAUAACAAAAUAGUGUUCUGAUACAAAAAGAUAUCCACAUUUAAACACAUGGACAUUACACUUGUGUUCGAAUGAAGUAAUGUCCUGAUGUCGUCAUGAAAAAUGCCUCCAUUCGCAAAUAUGGAAUUGUGUUACCCAAUCCGAUUAUUAUUCUGAUUACAAUGUAUUUUGAUGUUCUUUGCAAUCAUCCAAUAACGCUAAGGACCUAAAUAUCGAUUUAUAGGAAAUUGAUCGUUGGUUAAAGAACAUAAAGACGAAUAAAAAUAGAACUCAAUGUGCUCAAUGAUAAUCAAAGGAAUGAUUUGAAUAUGAAGAAUUAAAAAGGAGAAAAAAAUAAAUGAUUCAUCGGUAUAUUUCAUUAUAGCUAAAUGUAUAACAGUAAUUCGAUUAUGAGAAGUAAUGUUUAUUUGAUUGGCAAAGCCUUUAGAGAGAAUUUGAAUGUGAUAGGGUGCACCUUGCAGAUGGCUUAGCAUAUUAAUGAUAUUGUUCAAUAUUCAAAGUAUGUUCUUGGAACUAUACCUUCACAUUUAAGACGCCAUUGUUAUCACAUCCACCAAUAUCAUCUCAGCUGAAUUUUCUUUGUUUUGUUAAAACGUUUUUUUUCUAUUUACAACAGUGCUGUGCAUCGUGUUAUCGAAAGUAUGUUCCUUUAACAUGUGGCUUAUUGUGCGAUUAAUUUGUUGUGUAGGACACCCGAAAAUUAAUGUCUACUGAAAGUAACAAGAACCGUGCAAUUAAUAUCUUGAAUGCACUUGUACAUUUUGUCUGGUACAUUUCUUCACAGGACAUUUAUAUACAAUCUCACUGUAAAAAUAGUGCUCGUAUACAUAUUAACAAUAUGUAAUGAAAUAUGUGCUCUUGACUGUUAUGUACAUUGGACACUAUCAACAUCUUUACGUCAUCCAUGCUUUUGAUGUCAUUGUCUUGUGACACAACACUUUCAUUUGUUUUUGCGUAUUCAAACCGUUUUAGGGAAUCACAAGAAGAUUUAGGGGGUGGGGUUGAUAAUUAGUAUGAAAAUACCCAUGUAGCAUUUAGUUCUCCUAAUCACAGAAUCCCUGAAGGACGAGUGCUUUCUCCGUCUUCCUGCACGCGGGGAAUGAGAGUAACUGGAUACUCUUACCCCCGGCGACAUGGCCACUCCGAAAGGGUUCAAGCUCUAUCCGGGUUUUACUCGGUCCAAGAUUUGCCACCUCAGGCACUCCUCUGAUACAUUACCAGCGCACAGAUUAAAAAAUAAUCACCGUCUUAGCCUAACCCAUCAUUUGUACAUUGUUGGUUGGGGAUAAACAGUAAUAUAUCCAGCAUAGCUGGGGAUAUUUGUUUUUGAUGGAACAGUGCCUUCAAGGCAGAUCUUCAAGCCUUUGGCUUCUUUGCUUGGCAAUACCGUAAUGGCUGCAGUCGUAUCAUUUAGUCCUUAUCUCCUAAAGGUAUGUACAAGCUCGCUCGUCGAUACUCGAACUAGGUCCUUUCAUUUUCCGCUCAUUGAUUCAAUUCUUAUGUUUGUUGGUAUUGAUCAUUUCCUCGGUGUCUCUUUUCAGAUCAUAAAGUUACCGCUUGAUAAUGAAUUUCAAUGCACAGCGGCUCUUCGCACACCAUACACCUGUAUUUAUUCACCGAACACACCACACGGUGUCAAAAAAAAGAAUAGUAACGUGCGUAGCAUGGUAAGGACGUUCUCGUCCAAUGGAAAAGUAUCGAUCAAUUAUGACAUUAGUCAUUCAUAAGGAUUCAAUUCCCCCUCAACAUGCUCGAAGAUAUUGGAUAGUACUAUGCCUAUGCAAAUGAGACGUUUCUAACCUCAGCAAGAUAUUGUAAGCCAGAUUUUAAACAGUUUAAAGUUCAAUCCUUGAGAGUAUAAGACGUCGUGAUAUAGCCAUUCUAUCUUGUAUUUUUUUGUUUAAUCUUGUAAUGUUUUAUAUUCAUCUUGUAAUUCAAUUUUCAUUUCUAUGACGGAGGUGAUUAAAAUGUAUUUCCAUCUUGGGACAUCUAUAGCAGCCAUGGUUCCCAAGAUUACUCGAAGCUGUGGAAUAGGUAACUGUAUUACUAGCUUACCCGCAGGCUAAUCAGAAAAGGCGCUGUUCAGAGUUUGUGGUGGAUGGCGGGAAAUUUAGCCUGCUGGCAGAAUUUAACGGAUCGCACGACUUGCCGGAGCAGUCUGUGAAAUAACAGAAGACCAUUUGAUGGUGUCUGCAAUCAUAAAAGUGGCAUGGAACAGAGUUGGUUUUUAAAGAUUUCGAUUUUAAAAUUUUUAUACGACGAGGGGAGCGUUUCAUGAGGAACUUGUUGGUUUUUUUUAUCCGGCAAGGUCUGUUUUAUCCGACAGUUACCAGAGUAACAAAAGGACACCUGUAUGCCUCUCAGUAAAUUAAAAUCAAGAAAAAUUGUCAAAUCGGACAACCGCAUGUCUGUUAAACAAUGCAAAGCAUUCAAAUAUAACAAAACAAACAGAAUAUACAAUGUAUUAUGACUAAAACAUAAUCCAAAUUAUUUGUAAAGCCAUCAACAUAAAGGAAAAUACAGAAACAUACUCAAAUAAAAGUAACUUAAUUGGAAAUAAGUCAUAUCAACAUAAAAGAAAAAAAACAAUGUUAAUUUUUUAUACGAGAAAGAAAGAAGUGAAGGGUUUUAUCAAUUUUGUUGAUUUUAUGCGGGCUAAAAGAUUUAGUGUCCAUUUUUCUCAACUAGAAAGUGUUUAUUGUAAAAGAAAUAAUUACACUCCCAGAAGAUAUCAAAUGAAAACUUCAUCAUUUCAUCGGGAGCUUCAUAUGUCUGUUAUUCGCAAAGUCGAGCGUAAAUUUACGUAUAGGUUCACGAAACGACACCCAGCUGAGAUAUGCGAUAUUGGUAUGCUAUGCUAGAAUUUGGGGGAAGGAUAUUAUUAAUAUUGCAUGGCGCCAAUAUUGUCUUUCUGCAGAAUGGGAUUAAGCCUAAAUUGCUCCGAAAUAUUGGAUUUUUUAUUUUGUAUGUGUGCAAUAUUUUUUUCACAUAAGUAUAGUUUCAUUUCAAAUUUUGAUCGAAUACAAACACGCCUUAUCUAUGUAAUCUGUAAUUUUGAUUUCGUUUGAAGAUAUAAAAAAUAUAAUAACUCCGCUGGUUGUGUAGUGACUGAUUAUGAUCGUAUUUUAUUCAUGAUUCUAACAAAGAUUCUUUGAUCAUGGAUAUCACACAUUUUGACAUUAUUUUGUGAAUAGUCAGUGGUAUGGAUUACAAGAUUUAUUUUUUCUACCAGUGACCGUUAAAAGAUGAUGGUCUAAAUUAUUAUCCCGACCAGAAUGACUAAAAGUAUAUUGGUUACCAUGCCAACCUUAUUGCCCUCACACUUUUAUGGUUUCAAUGCUAAAGAUACUCAUAAUUAUGUGCAAUAUGUUGUGUUAAACGCUGACAUUAUUAUUUUUCAACUCGUAUCACGAGGACAAUAAGCUCUUUGUCAUGUAUAAUACGCACGACACUUAUUCUAUACUGUUUUGUAUAUGUUGCUGACACUACUAUUACUACUAAUACUACUACUACUACUACUACUACUACUACUACUACUACUUGCACCUCUCCAACAACAUCAACAACAACAAUAACAACAGAAACAGCUUUAAUGACUACUUCCACGAUUAGAAGUAACAGUACAAGUACCUCUGGCGGCAGUGGAUCCUGUGUAAAUGACCCUUGGAUGAACCAAAGCCUUCUUUUUUCUGUAAUUUCUUUGUCACUAUGGAGUACGUCAACGACAAAAUAGAAAGAAAUACUAAUUCUACAAAUAUAUUCGAAUCUUUCUCGCCGUCACCAAUGGUAAUUAUUACUGGCACACUUCCAUUACAGCCACUGGCACCAACAUAAAUACUACUACUACUACUACUACUACUACUACUACUACUACUACUACUACUACUACUACUACU